CGUGAUCAAUGGCACGCACGAGAUCGAGGGAGCCUCCAUCCUAAUCUUGUGCUGACCGGGUCGCAAACAGAGCCCAUAAACGACGCGGGCCUCCGCGGUCGCCUGCACCAGAUCAGAUAACCCUAACCCUCGCUCUACUUCCAGCUCGAAGCCGCACUCAUUGCUCGAUCGACCGUCCCGUCUCGGCUCCUGGGAAUUGGGGGAAUCCAACCCCAACCCAUCUCCUCUCUCCCCCCACCUUCCCAGCCUCGAUCCCAAGCCCCGAAUCGACCCCACUGCACCGACCACGAGAGGAAGGACGCGAUCGAUCGAGCCCUAAAUCCAUCCUCCAUGGCCGCGCCCACCCCGACCCCAAUUCCCCUCGCCCAAAUCGAAUCGUCCACGGCUUCCCCUGCCGCUGCUGCGGUUGCUGCUGCUGCUGCUGCCGCCGCUCCUCCCCCGUCCAAGCUCCCCAUCAAGCGCAAGAAGACUCCCCAGCCACACUCCCAAGAACAGGCACAGCCCCACCUCUCCUCCCCCGACCCCCUCCUCGUUCCCGCCCCUUCCUCCUCCUCCUCGGAUCCACCCCUCGCCGCUGACCAGGGCUUCGACGAGGACGACGACUACGAUGAUGGCGACGACGACUACGGCGCCGCAGCGGCCGCCGGGUCAGCCGCCCCGAUCGACGUGCGAGCCGGCGGGGCUUCGGCUGCCGCGGCCCCUCCCUUCCGGUUCCAGCGCGUGUGGUCGGAGUCGGACGAGAUCCGGUUCCUCCAGGGCCUCCUGGGCUGCUGGUCGCAGGGCCUGGUUUUCCCUCGCGACCUCAACCUUUUCUUCGACCGCUUCUCCGAGUCCAUGCCCCAGCCUUACACCCGGUCGCAGCUCUCCGAGAAGCUCCGCCGCCUCCGCAAGAAGUUCCGCGUCAUGUCCUCCCGCAUCGCCCGCGGCCAGGACCCCGCCCGCCUCGCCCCCCACGACCGCGACGUCCUCCACCUCUGCACCCGCCUCUGGCACCCCUCCUACGCCGCCUCGUCCCCCUUUUCGGCCCCCGACGCCCUCGCCCCCGGCAGUGGCGGCAACAAGCGCCGCCGCCCCAACCCGCGGGCCCCCACUGGCCAGGCCCGCCCCGACAACCCGCCUCCCUUUCCCGCCCCUCCUCCUCCUCCUCCUCCCGCACCUAUCGCCACCCUAACACCUCCUCCACCCCUUCUUGCUCUUCCUCCUCCUACCGACGAAAAGGUGGCCUGCAUUGGUGCGGGCACCUCCGUGAACGCACUUCAUCCUGUACUGGAAAACGAAGAAAAGGAGGUGAAGGUGGAGAAAGAGGAGAAGCCUCUGUCGGGGGUGGGUAGGGAUGAGGUUGCUCCUGGCAUCGAUGUGCCAAGGCAUCUGUUGGCGAAAACCAUCUUGGAUGUGUUUGAUGCGUGCCUCAACGAGUUCAAGGUGACCGUGGCAGGGCAGGGGCUCGUUUUCCCAGGCGGCUCUGCUUCGUCCGGUGCCGCUGGUAGGAGUGACCUGGAGCAGAGAUGGCGGGAGCAGCGGGUCACCGAGCUGGACGUCUUGGGCAGGCGCUUGAGGUUGGUUCUCGAGAAAACCAUCCAGAAUUGAACAGUCUGCAGGGAAAGACAACUAAUUUGGAUUCUCCUCUGCUAGGAUGUGUUAUUAGCUUCCAGUACCGUUUAUUUAUGCGUUGCUUUACGAGUUUGUACAUCGUCGUAUCCGUAGUUCAUGUAGUUCUUGCGUCUUAAUAUCAAAUGUUUGUCUUUGUGGGUUGCAGCAGAAUCUAAUUUUGUUUGCAUGAAUGAUUGCUUUACCUUUA
Molecule: messenger RNA, 1798 nt
Organism: Musa acuminata AAA Group (dessert banana)
Lineage: Eukaryota; Viridiplantae; Streptophyta; Magnoliopsida; Zingiberales; Musaceae
Product: probable transcription factor At3g04930
Exons: 1
Coding region: 331-1587 (418 amino acids)
Biological process (GO): regulation of DNA-templated transcription
Cellular component (GO): nucleus
Source: RefSeq, a predicted model, not a curated record